This is a messenger RNA of Mercenaria mercenaria, 1334 nucleotides long. RefSeq lists its product as uncharacterized. The transcript is spliced from 7 exons. NCBI's taxonomy places the organism in Eukaryota, Metazoa, Mollusca, Bivalvia, Venerida, Veneridae. The record is from RefSeq and is a predicted model, not a curated record. Bases 159 to 1334 code for a protein of 391 amino acids.
UUGGCAGUAUGCGACAUGAAAUGUUACGUUUAACUUGAAUUUAUCUAGCCAAAUUGUGAACUUGUUUAUUUUCUGUUGGAUUUCGUCCUUGUUUAUUUUGUAAUUCGAUAAUAACGUCUGUUUUUCUUUACUUAAAUCAAACAAAGGAUAAAUUAAGUAUGAACUACUUGCUUGGGUGUUUUCUUUUAUCAGUCGGCGUAUAUGGAGCAAAGCGUUAUUAUGCAUCCGAGUCAUGUGGUCACGUGCUUGGGCCGGACCAGCUUUCUGUAAUAGAAUUCGAUGAGGAUGUGGAUUACGACAAGAGAGCACCAUCUACCGAGCAGGAUCUCCAACCACCGAUUGAAUUGAGAAACACAGUUUGGGAAUGCACUAUUAUUGUGAGUGGCAUGCCGUCGACAACUGUGCAGCGGAUGAUUGGUAUACACUGGCGAGAAUUUCACGUCUGGGAUCUGGACAUAGAGACCACGGGCGAGAGUGUGGAGGAGUGUGGGAAAACAUACGUUACUGUGUAUCAAGGUUCAGAUAGGUCUGCGAAGAAUAAAUGGACGAUAUGUGGCAAGGACACUACGCGUCUGUACUUCGAAUGGCCUGGGGACUAUGUUACGUUCUACAUCUACGCUGAUUUUAGACGUAACGAAUCCUACUCCACACCAUCUACCCCAUCCACAACUACAACAACAACUGUAGCAACGUGUGUGGACCCAGACAGUGUCACAGAAGGCUCUGUCACGCAGCUACCAAUCUGUACAACAAAGAAGGGAAAAAGGGGAAAAAUCGAGACAACAACACCACCAGACCUUGACACCUAUCCGUACCCGGAAGUGCACUUUCGGGUAGACGUUACGUCAUUUGACUAUGCCUGUAAUGAGUCUAUACCGGGCGAGAUUUUGAAGUGCAACGACAGUGGAAGAUGCCUUGACGAAAGCCUUAUGUGUGACUUCUUCUUUUCACACAAUUGCAAAUCGGAAGGAUUCCAUGAAGAUAAAUCCGACCAAACGAAAGACGGACCAGCAUACUGUGGACAAAAGAAGACAACAACUCCGGUACCUACAACAACUACGGAGGCCCCACCGGUACCUUUUAACUGGACACCAAUCGCUGCAGCAGUGGGAUCUUUGUUAGCUAUACUAGCAUUAUGCUGGUGCUGCUGGAGACCUGGUUAUCUCCCCUGGAGACUCUCUCGACUCCGGAACGUCCCAUUCUUCAAUACACAGAGGUGUGUUUGCUGCAGACGUGGUCCGACGCAGUGUUGUCCAUGCCUAAAAUGUUGCGCAGGAGACGGUUCAGAGGAUACGUAUUUUGGUACUAUUUUUAUAAAGAUUAUAUGGGAUUAG